This is a messenger RNA of Zea mays, 1332 nucleotides long. Its product is annotated as Heavy metal transport/detoxification superfamily protein. Bases 123 to 1079 code for a protein of 318 amino acids. Lineage: Eukaryota; Viridiplantae; Streptophyta; Magnoliopsida; Poales; Poaceae. The record is from RefSeq and is marked validated. Gene Ontology annotation, molecular function: metal ion binding. The transcript is spliced from 3 exons.
CUCCCCUGGCAUUGCUUGCCACCCCUGCAACUGCAACUGCAACACAGAGAAAGAUAGCGCUAGCCAGAGGAUCAGCUCCGGUCAUCCAGUGAAGCUCAGGCUACUCUACCUCGCUCUCGGCCAUGGCGUCAGGGGAAGCAGCAGAGCCACUGCAGUACACGACCACCGCGCUGCGGGUGUCCAUCCACUGCGAGGGCUGCAAGAAGAAGGUCAAGAAGGUGCUCCACAGCAUCGAAGGCGUGUACAAGGUGACGGUGGACGCGGCGCAGCACAAGGUGACGGUCACCGGCAGCGUGGAAGCCGACGCGCUCGUCCGGCGCCUGCACAAGGCCGGCAAGCAGGCGGCGCUCUGGCCCAGCUCGCCGGCACCCGUCGAGGCCAAGAAGAAGCCCGAGGAGGUCGCGCCUGCCGCGUUGCCAGCGGCAGCCGCCAACAAGGACGCUAGGGCCCAGGAGAAGAAGCCGGCCAAGGACAAGAAGGCCGACUACGCCGACGCCGCGGCGCAACCCAGCAAGGACAAGACGGUCGACAUAGGCGAGGCCGCGGCGAAGCUCAGCAAGGACGAGAAGGCCGACAAAGGCGAGGCCGCGGCGAAACCCAGCCAGCAGGACAAGAAGACUGGCAAAUGCGAGCCGGCCCCGGAGACGAAGAAGGGCUCCCCUGCGCCGGGGAAGCAGCAGGACGCCGCGGAGGAGGCUGGCGCGGACAAGCCCGGCGGCGGCGGCAAGAAGGGCAAGAAGGACAAGAAUCCAAACAAGCCGAAGGACAGCGGCGAUUGCGAGGCCCCGGCCGAGAAGCAGGCGUCGCCGGGGCCCGAGAGCCCGCGCGGGCACGGCGGCGCCUUCCCGUACUACGCGGCGCACCCGGUGCUGAGCUGCUACAACGUGGCGCACCCGGUGCUGAGCUGCUACAACGUGGCGCACCCGAGCUCGAGCGUGGCGUACUACGCGCCCGCGGCCGUGGUGCCGUACGGCGGGUUCCCGCCCAUGGUGCCGGCGGAGUUCAUGUACGGCCCGCCGGGCAUGCAGGAGUCUAGCAUGUUCAACGAGGACAACGCCAACUCGUGCAGCCUCAUGUGAUGUCUCAUGUCUGUCACGCACGCGCCGCCGCUACCUAUCUACACGACAAAAUUAGGCGGUCAAAGCUCUUGUUGACCAGAGAUUAAUUCUUUGAAUUGCUCAUCAGCGCGUCAUGUAAAAAUCAGAUGAUGGUAAUAGUAUAUUCUAGUUCUAGGAGCGUUCAGCAGUGCACUGCUACUGCUACCACUUGCAUUCCUUCUGUGUGCAGCUAUGAACUCGUGGUAGGACAGGACAGAAAUUCGAAUUUCUCGUG